Plasmodium vivax (malaria parasite P. vivax) is the source of this 1437-nucleotide messenger RNA. RefSeq lists its product as hypothetical. Gene Ontology annotation, biological process: RNA processing. Gene Ontology annotation, molecular function: RNA binding. Lineage: Eukaryota; Apicomplexa; Aconoidasida; Haemosporida; Plasmodiidae. The transcript is spliced from 3 exons. The record is from RefSeq and is a predicted model, not a curated record. Bases 173 to 1075 code for a protein of 300 amino acids.
GCAUAAUUACAGUUUGGAGGCAAAACGGGUGCUUCUUUCCUUUUUCAGUUUUUUUUCUCCCAUAUUGAUCGUUAAAAAAAAAAAAAAACUGAACUCAAAAAGAAAUUAACAAUUCCCCUUCAAAUUAAGCAAGUUCCUCCAACGUUGGGGAAAUUUUAAUUUUUCCCAUCACAUGAAUGAACCGAAAAGGGGAAAAAAAAAAAGAAAAAAAGAGUACACAUUUUUGUUGCUACGGUAUGGCAGUACUUGUGCACAGCUUAAAUUGGUUAGCUCUCUCCCUCCUGCUCUUUUUCUGCUUCCCCUGUUUGGCUCCCGUGUCCUCGCUUACGAAGCAACCAUGAGGAAGAGGAGGUACUUCACGAGUGAACCCCCCCCGGAUGUUUUAAAUUACCUGAACACCAAAGACACGUCAAACAGAAAUGGCAGCGACGGUGUGGACCCAAAUGAGCAAGACAUAUUCGCCUCGUACCUUCCAAGGAACAAUCAGAACGUCUGUUUUCCCAAAAGUUUGCGUGAGCACAUGAUCGUCGAGUACACGGCUAUGUUUGCAAAUUCGGAAGGCGACAUCGCGGAGUUCUACCUAAAACUAGACAAUGACGUGCUGAUAAACUUCCCCUUCUUGCAUGUAGACCACCCGCUGCACAGGUACUACGAACUCGUUAAGGAGAAUACCAACAGGAGGCUAAUUGACGACUACCCAAAUUCAAUUCCCUUGGCUUUACGUGGGCUCUUUGGACAUGUGCGCCAACUGGAAAAGGAGAAAGUCAGUAGCAAUGAGGCCAAAGCCAACAUGCUAAGGGAGAAACAAAAAAUUAGUAUGAGGGAUGCAAAGGAUAUGAAAGCUAAACUUUCCGAAAGGGAGAAACGAAAAAAAAAACAAACAGAGGACCAGUCCUACUCCUCACUUUUUAUGAAGUACAUGGAAUCGGAUGACGAGACGGAAGCAAAAAAUGUCCAGCAGGAAAAGCCUAUUUCGAAUCAAGACCUACUCGUAAUGCACACGCGCAGUUGCAGAAAGGAAAAAAAAACUCCCCCCAGGAAUAUACCAACAUUUUUGUGUUGCCCCUUUUUGUGAGAAAGUCCCAACCGCUACUCAUCCCCUGCGCGUACGGCAUUACCCCCUCCCUCUUCAGGAAAUGGACCAACUGAUUAACCAAAUUCUUCACUCCAAGAAGGAGCUGCCCAUCUACUUCGCCCGACUUCUCAUGCGCUGUAUAGAAAAACUAAAGUACCUGCAAUACGGUUCCAAGGAAUAUGCGUACUUCUCGUAAGGCUCCUCGCGGUGCGCACGUUGUUGAGCAGACUAGAGGGUCGCCAACGUUGCAUUUGUUAAUAUUUCCCUGGUGGGGCACGCGUAUCCUGCUUUACCCAUUACUUAGAUAACAUGCUAACGUUCCACUGGGGCAACGUUCCACUGGGACAUCGUUCCACCGUGCC